Messenger RNA from Colletotrichum spaethianum, 1611 nucleotides. Its product is annotated as protein DnaJ subfamily C member 21. The transcript has a single exon. Gene Ontology annotation, cellular component: cytoplasm. The record is from RefSeq and is a predicted model, not a curated record. Bases 1 to 1611 code for a protein of 536 amino acids. Gene Ontology annotation, molecular function: zinc ion binding; nucleic acid binding. Lineage: Eukaryota; Fungi; Ascomycota; Sordariomycetes; Glomerellales; Glomerellaceae.
AUGGGUGCUCAGCAAUCCUCUGGCCGGGACCAGACCGAGGGCUCCUUCCAACCCGUCAAAACAUGUUACUACGAGCUUCUUGGCGUCGAGCGCGAUGCCUCCGAUGACGAGUAUGUGUCCUUCUUCCAGCCGCCACUGACCUAUCCCUAUCUUCUGACUUCUUUCCGCGUCUACAGAAUCAAGAAAUCUUACAGGAAACGCGCUCUCGAGCUUCACCCCGACCGAAACCUCAACGAUGUCCAGAAUGCGACCCGUCGCUUCGCCGAGAUCCAGGCCGCAUAUGAAGUACUUUCCGACCCUCAGGAGAGAGCUUGGUAUGACUCUCAUCGCGACGCCAUCCUACGUGGUGCCGAACCCGACGACUCGGACGCCCGUAGCCCUGAGUUCAACAAUGUGAAGCUCACGUCUACCGACGACAUAUUCUCCCUAAUUCGCCGGUUCAACUCCACCGUUCCCUUCACGGACGAGCCCUCCGGCUUCUUUGGUAUAGCCAAGGCGACCUUCGACCAUCUUGCCGACGAAGAGAUUGCCGCCGGCGAGUACGCACCAGGAGACAUUCCAGAUUACCCUUCGUUUGGCUUUUCCACCGAUAGUUAUGAAGCCGUCGCCAAGCCAUUCUACGGCGCCUGGGCGAGCUUCUCCACCCGCAAAACGUUUGCUUGGAAGGACAAAUAUCGACUCUCGGAUGCUCCAGACCGGCGUGUCCGGCGCCUGAUGGAGAAAGAGAACAAAAAGAUGCGCGACGAAGCCAUUCGGGAGUUCAACGAUGCUGUCAGGUUUCUUGUCACCUUUGUACGCAAGCGCGACCCCCGUUACCUCCCAAACACACAAACGGCCGCGGAACGCCAGGAGUCUCUGCGCACCGCGGCUGCCGCACAAGCUGCCCGAUCCCGUGCCGCAAACAAGGAAAAGCUUUCCGAAGCAUUUGUGCCCGAUUGGGCCCAGGCGCGGGACGAAGCGGACGCGGGUGGUCAUUUCUCUGAAAGCGAAGAAGAGGAAUCAGAGGUGGAAGAGAUUGAGUGUGUCGUGUGCAACAAAACGUUCAAAAGCGAGAAGUCGUUCGAGGCGCACGAAAGAAGCAAGAAACAUGUCAAGGCUGUGCAGCAGCUGAGGCGCCAGAUGAGGAACGAAGACCUGGACCUGAGCCUUCAUGAGACGUCUGCUAUGCCUGAUAAGGUUACUUUGGUGGAGGACACACAGGAGGUUACUGACGAGCAGCAACACUCUGAGGCUGCGAAGGCGAACGAUGAGGAACCGGUCGAUUCAACGAUCCACACCCAAGAAACGGAACUGUCCGACACCUCAUCCGACCUUCUGGUAGAUGACGAAUAUGCCUCGCGUGACGACGUCGAGAAGAGACUCUUCGACGACAACACUCCUCAUGCCGAAACAAGCCGAGACGGCGCAUCGAAAACCGAUUACGGAAAGGGGUUGACCAGCCUUGAAGACCUGUCACUAGGCGAUGACGACGAGGCCGACGACUAUGUUCGAGCCCAGCCUAGAAAGGUUGGUAAAGCUAAGGCGAAACGUGAAAAGCGAGCGGCUCGUCAGGCGGCUGAAGAGGCUCAGGCUAGCAAUGUGAGUCUACACAACAAACCCUUCAUGAAAUAA